CUAAUUUCAAAACCAAUUCUCACUCCCUUUCUCUCUCUAUAACUCUUCAUCCCAUCAUCUUCCAUUAAUGGCCUCAAACAGUGGACUCCCCUUUGAUCCAGAUCCCAUCAGAUUUCCCCAUGAACAUAAUAAACAACCCAUCAUAAAACUUGAUCUCCCUUUCCUCUCCUCCUCCUCUUCCAUGGAGUCUCCGGUCAACAACAGGUCGCCGCCACCCACUAUCCAGUUCCCGGUCAACCUCAAAUCCGCCGACCACCACCGCAACCCCCAUCAAGAACCCUACGACGGCGAUGAUCAAAAACGGACCGCCGCUGUCGUCCUAGACGAAUUGGACUUCUUCUCCUGCAAAAAGGAUUCCGGGUCCGGUCCCGCCGCCGCCGCGGCCCGGGACGCCGCCGCCGACCGCGACGUCAAAGAUUUCAGUGUAAACACUGGCUUGCACCUUCUCACAGCCAACACAAACAGCGAACAGUCGGUAGUGGACGAUGGGUCGCCACCUAAUUCGGAAGAUAGAAGAGCUAAAAGCGAGUUGGCAGUUGUUCAAGUAGAACUGGAAAAGACGACAACAGAAAACCGACAAUUAAAGGAGGCAUUGAAUCAAAUGACGAACGAUUACACUUCUUUGAAGAUGCAUGUGAUGACUUUAAUGCAACAACAACAUAUUAGUAGUGAAGGGAAAAUGAUGGGGGACAACAAUAAACAAACACGCUGUGACGGAGGGAUAAUGUUGCCAUCCGGUAAGCAAUUUAUGGAUCUUGGUCUUGCCGGGGGAGGACAGGAGGCGGAUGAGGCUUCCCAGUCUUCGUCGGACGGGCGGAGUGGCGAGCAAGAUCGGAACAAGGCUUCUAGAGAAGAUAGUCUAGAGAAAGGGUCAUCCGCCGCAGGGUGGCGAUCUAGUAGCAGUAACAAUAAUAAUAACAAUAAUAAUAAGGUUGCUAGAUCUGGGAUCGCUUCGAAAAGCAGUAGCGUGGAUCAAGCGACCGAAUCCACAAUGAGGAAGGCUCGCGUCUCCGUUAGAGCUCGAUCCGAGGCUCCCAUGAUCACAGACGGUUGUCAAUGGCGGAAAUAUGGCCAGAAAAUGGCAAAAGGGAACCCUUGUCCCCGAGCUUAUUACCGGUGCACCAUGGCCGCCGGUUGCCCCGUUCGGAAGCAAGUUCAAAGAUGCGCCGAGGACAGAACAAUAUUGAUCACUACCUACGAAGGCACCCACAACCACCCGCUGCCGCCGGCCGCCAUGGCCAUGGCCUCCACCACUUCCUCCGCCGCCAAGAUGCUCCUUUCCGGCUCCAUGUCCAGCGCCGACGGCCUCAUCAACUCCAACUUUCUCGCCAGAACCCUUCUCCCCUGUUCUUCCAGCAUGGCCACCAUCUCCGCCUCCGCCCCGUUUCCCACCGUUACUUUGGACCUCACCCAAAACCCGAACCCGCUCCAACUCCCAAAGCAGGCCACGAACCCGUUCCAGUUCUCGUUCGCGAACCCGAACCCGAACCCGAACUCGCCCGCUUUCUUGCCUCACCUCUUUGGUCAGGCUUUGUAUAACCAAUCCAAGUUCUCCGGACUCCAACUCUCCCAGGACUCGUCGGAGAAUAAUAUUCACGCGCCGCUGCAUCCGUCUCAGCUGGCGGAGACCGUUAAUGCCUUGGCCACCGAUCCCAACUUUACGGCGGCCCUGGCCGCCGCCAUUACUUCUCUCAUCGGGAACCCGUCCGGUUCCGGCAAUAAUAACGGCAGCGGUGGCAAUGAUGACGUCAACCGUUAGUUCAGAGCCAAACAAAUUAAAAAAUAGAUAUACACAAAACACAUUAAUUUCUUCUUGCCCUCCCUAAGUUUUUUCUCUUUUUCGUUCCACUUAUUUGAUUAUAUCUGCUUCCACUUUUAUACCUUUUUCCCUUGUUAUAUUUUUCCUAGUGUUUGGAAUCUCAGCUCGCCCUAAACAUUUUUGUAUUUCUAAGUUUUGCCUUCGCCUAAUAAUGUAAUUAUAUAUAGUAUUUUUACUCAAUGUAUGCCGUUGACGAAAUACAAUAUAUGCUUCUUUGGUUU
This is a messenger RNA of Cuscuta campestris, 2040 nucleotides long. The record is from the annotation of a GenBank genome assembly. Lineage: Eukaryota; Viridiplantae; Streptophyta; Magnoliopsida; Solanales; Convolvulaceae.